AGCCACCAGGUCCGUUUGAAGGAAUGGAGGAGUCUCCCAAUAUGCCAAAAUUACGCGGCCACGAUAUAGUUGAAAAAAUCUGCUCAGGCGUAUUUUAGGAAGAAAUCAAAUCGUUAACACGCCAUAUUUUCUUCUGAUAUUCAACUUCCGUUCGCCCAUCAACUAAAACCGAGAAACAAUUCCACUAUUCCGUCCGGAAAUUGCAAUAAACGGGACGCCGGAGCCGUAGAUUCUCUCCCGUCCGGCGAGGAUUGGACGAUUUGCCGAAGAUAUGGUCGGAUGGAAGGGAUCUGGAUCGGGAAGCCAUGGAUCACCUGACUUAGAGCACAUUCCUUCUUCAGGGACCGUGAGGCUGGGCAAGGUUCAGCCACAAGCUCCCGGCCAUAGGACGGUGUUUUGCAAUGAUCGUGAAGCCAAUGCCCUCGCCAAGUACAAGGUGAACUCUGUGUCAACUACGAAGUACGAUGUGCUUACAUUCUUACCGAAAGGUUUAUUUGAACAGUUCGGUGGGUGGCUAACCUCUACUUCCUCAUGAUAUCAAUUCUUUCAUGCACUCCAAUCAGAAACGUUUUCAAAAUGACAUGUGAAUUAAUAAUACUCCAGUAGACGUAUUGCAAGAUAAGAAAUGGACGAGUCUUCCUUGGAAGAAGCUGCAGGUUGGGGACAUUGUGAGAAUUAAACAGGAUGAAUUUUUUCCAGCAGACAUAUCAUUUCUGUCCAGCACAAAUCCUGACGGGAUCUGCUACAUUGAGACAUCUAACUUAGAUGGCGAAACCAAUUUAAAGAUCAGAAAAGCUUUGGAGAAAACUUGGGACUAUUCGACUCCUGAGAAGGUUGCUGAAUUUCAAGGUGAAAUACAAUGUGAGGAGCCAAAUAACUCUUUGUACACAUUUACUGGCAAUUUGAUUGUCCAAAAGCAAACUCUGCCUCUUAGCCCUAAUCAACUUCUUUUGAGGGGUUGCAGUUUGAGAAACACCGAAUACAUUGUUGGGGUGGUUGUUUUUGCAGGCCAUGAAAUGAAGGUUAUGAUGAAUGCAAUGAAAAUUCCGUCUAAAAGAAGCACUUUAGAGAAGAAGCUUGACAAACUUAUUCUCACUCUCUUUAGUGUUCUCUUUUGCACGUGUAUCUUGGGAGCCAUUGGAAGUGGGGUGUUCAUAGAUGACAAGUAUUUUUACUUGCGAUUUGAGACUGGCAAGAAUGCAGAUGUACAAUUCAACCCUAAUAAUCGAUUUGCAGUUGCUGCUUUGACUAUGUUCACCUUAAUUACUUUGUAUUCGCCGAUUAUUCCCAUCUCUUUAUAUGUUUCUGUCGAGGUAGAUCUCACACGCCUUUCUACUUUUUUAAAAACUCCCUGCACAGUUCUGGUUUAUUGAACACUACCUCCACUUUCUUUUCCGGAUGAUUAAGUUUAUUCAAUCCACUCAAUUCAUCAACAAUGACUUGUGCAUGUACCACCCUGAGAGUAACACCCCUGCACAAGCAAGGACUUCUAAUUUGAAUGAGGAGCUUGGUCAGGAAUUCUUCAGAUGCCUUGCAAUAUGUCAUACUGUACUUCCAGAAGGAGAGGAUACCCCUGAAAAAAUUCGAUAUCAAGUAGCAUCACCUGAUGAGGCUGCUUUGGUUGUGGCAGCAAAGAAUUUUGGAUUCUUUUUUUUGCAAGUGCGGCUCUUUGGAUUCAUUUUAUUUCAUUCUAGAUACGUUUCACUUUCAAAAGCCUAAUGCAGGAGUAUAUUUAUUUCAAAAAGGCGUACACCUACUAUGAUAUAUGUGCGCGAGUCUCAUGUUGAAAAGAUGGGAAAUAUUCAAGAUGUUCCAUAUGAAAUCCUGAAUGUGCUUGAAUUUAAUAGUACGAGGAAACGCCAGUCUGUCGUAUGCCGAUACCCUGAUGGAAGGCUUAUAUUGUACUGUAAGGGUGCUGACACUGUAAUUUAUGAAAGGCUGGCCAGUGGAGAUAAUGAUUUGAAAAAAAGAACCAGGGAGCAUUUGGAGCACUUUGGAGCUGCUGGAUUACGCACACUUUGCUUAGCUUACAGAGUCUUAAAUCCGGAUGCAUAUGAAAAUUGGAAUGAUAAAUAUAUUCAAGCAAAAUCAUCUCUGCGAGACCGUGAAAAGAAAUUGGAUGAGGUGGCAGAACUCAUUGAGAAGGAUUUAAUUUUGAUUGGUUGCACUGCUAUAGAAGAUAAGCUUCAGGAAGGAGUGCCUGCAUGCAUAGAGACACUUUCUAGGGCUGGAAUCAAAAUUUGGGUGCUUACUGGGGACAAAAUGGAAACUGCAAUAAAUAUUGCUUAUGCGUGCAAUUUGAUCAACAAUGACAUGAAGCAAUUUAUUAUCAGUUCAGAAACUAAUGCGAUCAGAGAAGUGGAAGAUCAAGUGAGUAUAUUUUUCUUUUGUGAAAAUCCAAAUUUGAGCUUCUAAAAAGUAGUCAUUUUUCCCAUUGAUCGAGAUUUUGGACAAUUUUGGAUUUGGCAAUUAUGUAAUUUGAUAUAACCAUUUUUAAGAAAAAAUGGUAUAAGUAUUUUCAAUACUUAACAAGGUAGUAUAUCAUUUUUUAAAUAUGGAGGGAGUAUGUUUUCUGUUUCAUUGUUUGAUGGAUUGCUUGUGUCUUUAGGAUUAAUGUAACAAGGGUAUUGGCUUUUUCACGCUAACAAAAAAGCUAAGGAGUCCCAUAGCCUUCAUCUUCAUUCUUGUAAAAAAUCCAAUUUGAGCUUAACUUGUUCUUUCUUUGAUGAGCUUUUUCAGCUUUCGUGUUUGAAGAGUCUUUUAUUUAAAUAUGUUAUUGGUAAAGUAGUGUUCUUUUUUUGGCUGAAGUUGCUAGUGUGAUGUACUUCAUAGUAAAGAAUUGUGGGCUAU
Messenger RNA from Cuscuta campestris, 2850 nucleotides. NCBI's taxonomy places the organism in Eukaryota, Viridiplantae, Streptophyta, Magnoliopsida, Solanales, Convolvulaceae. The record is from the annotation of a GenBank genome assembly.